AUGGAGUACCAUCAACAAAUACCACAACAGCAAGGGCAACCACAACAACAGUUGAAUGUGCCUCAAGGGUACCAGCCACAACAACAACCAAUCUCGAGUUCUGCAUCACCAAACUUUCCUCAACCACAAUUACAACAUAAUCAACCUCAACAGCAGCAACAACAACCUCAGCAAAUCCAUCAUCAUCAACCUGUGUCAAUUGAGCAAUCAUUACUACCUCAAAAGUCAACUAUUUCAAAAGGUAAAUACACCUUGAAUGAUUUCCAAAUUAUGCGUACACUGGGUACAGGAUCAUUUGGUAGAGUUCAUUUAGUUCGCUCAGUUCAUAAUGGUAGAUACUAUGCCAUUAAAGUGUUGAAGAAGGCUCAAAUCAUAAGAAUGAAACAAAUUGAACACACAAAUGAUGAAAGAAGAAUGUUAAAACUAGUUGAACAUCCUUUUUUAAUUAGAAUGUGGGGGACUUUCCAAGAUGCUAGAAAUUUAUUUAUGGUUAUGGAUUAUAUUGAAGGUGGUGAAUUAUUUUCAUUAUUAAGAAAAUCUCAAAGAUUUCCAAAUCCUGUUGCUAAAUUUUAUGCUGCUGAAGUUACAUUAGCAAUUGAAUAUUUACAUGCACACAAUAUCAUUUACAGAGAUUUGAAACCUGAAAAUAUUCUUUUGGAUCGUAAUGGUCAUGUUAAAAUCACUGAUUUUGGGUUUGCAAAAGAAGUUUCCACAGUUACUUGGACCCUUUGUGGUACUCCAGAUUAUAUUGCCCCAGAAGUUAUCACAACUAAACCAUAUAAUAAAUCUGUUGAUUGGUGGUCUUUGGGUAUUUUGAUUUUUGAAAUGUUGGCUGGUUAUACACCAUUUUAUGAUAGUACACCAAUGAAGACCUAUCAAAAAAUUUUAGCUGGUAAAGUUCAUUUCCCUUCAUUUUUCCACCCAGAUGCUAUUGAUUUACUGUCAAGAUUAAUCACAGCAGAUCUGACUAGAAGACUAGGUAACUUGCAUAAUGGUCCAGCUGAUAUUAGAAACCAUCCAUGGUUUGCAGAAGUUAUUUGGGAAAAACUUUUAGCUAAAGAUAUUGAAACUCCUUAUGAACCUCCAAUUACUGGUGGUAUUGGUGAUACUUCACUGUUUGACCAUUAUCCAGAAGAACAAUUAGAUUAUGGUGCUGGUGGUGAAGAUCCUUACUCACAAUACUUUGUUGAUUUUUGA
Hansenula anomala is the source of this 1197-nucleotide messenger RNA. RefSeq names its product cAMP-dependent protein kinase. Gene Ontology annotation, cellular component: cAMP-dependent protein kinase complex; nucleus. Bases 1 to 1197 code for a protein of 398 amino acids. The record is from RefSeq and is a predicted model, not a curated record. The transcript has a single exon. Gene Ontology annotation, molecular function: cAMP-dependent protein kinase activity; ATP binding. Gene Ontology annotation, biological process: peptidyl-serine phosphorylation. Lineage: Eukaryota; Fungi; Ascomycota; Saccharomycetes; Phaffomycetales; Wickerhamomycetaceae.